UUUUCCUUAACACGUUGCUAUUGAAAACAAAUCAAUUUUUAAUAACCAACUGCUCUCACUACUGUUAUUAAUCAGGUUUUUAAGUUUUAAGAAGCUACAGUUUUGAAUAGUACAAAAGGUUGGAAAGCACUGAUAGACAAAAAUUUGCAGACGAUAGAUGGCAGAGCGAUUUUGCAAAUUGGAAAUGAAUCAGCUGAAACUGUUAAAUUACUUGGGAUCUCGCUCGUAUUAAUCGUUCGAUUCGAACAAUGCGCGCGUUGGUUGUGAACGUUGCUUUUUAUAAAGUUUCAGCGGCCGAAUGUUGCGAAUGCCAUCCUUCUUCUGUCCGUUCUGUUUUCGACCAUCGCAUUUGACAGUUCAUCUGAUUUCGUCUAUUUCUUCACGUUGUGUUCUCUUUUAUGUUCUGGAUUAGUUCGAACGACUGUUUAGUUUAUUUCAAUUUCAUCGUCCAGUGUCUGCUGCCGAGCAUCAGCAUGGCAGGAGCGAGCGAAAGACACCUAUACCAGAAUAACGACACAAGCAGCGAUACCGAAGAUUACAACGAUGACCGCAGACGAAGAGUUUUCAAAAACCGUAUGAGUUAUGGUUCAUGUUCCAAGCCCAAACCGUGCCUUGUCUUACGCUCUUCAAUUUCGGAUCCAAGGUGUCACACUGUACCUACCCAAUGCCAUAGUGGUGCUGCCCGAAAUAGGUCUCGUGUUAUGCAAAAUGUUGGACAGGCUAAAGGCAUUUCAUGCAAUACAGUUGCCAGUGAAGACAGGAUCACGUUGGUUGUCGACAAUACCAGGUUCGUGGUGGAUCCUGCAAUAUUCACGGCGCAUCCAAACACUAUGUUAGGUCGAAUGUUCGGCUCGGGUUUGGAUAUAACGCAUCCGAACGACAGAGGGGAAUUCGAGCUGGCCGAGGGUAUUUCGGCGAUGGUUUUUAGAUCGAUUUUGGAGUUUUACAAAGGCGGCAUGAUUAGAUGUCCACCAACUGUGUCCGUUCAAGAAUUGAGGGAGGCUUGCGAUUACUUGCUAGUCCCUUUCGAUGCUCAAACAAUUCGCUGCCAAAAUUUACGUGGUUUGCUCCAUGAGUUAUCUAAUGAAGGCGCAAGAUGUCAAUUUGAAGUGUUCUUAGAGGAUCUGAUUCUGCCGUUGAUGGUGAAUUCUGCGGAGAGAGGUGAUCGCGAAUGCCACAUCGUGGUACUGCUGGACGACGACACCGUCGAUUGGGAUGAGGAGUAUCCUCCGCAGAUGGGCGAGGAACACUCGCAGACUGUAAACAGCACAACGAUGUACAGGUUCUUCAAGUAUAUCGAGAAUAGGGACGUGGCGAAGCAGGUGCUGAAGGAUAGAGGUCUGAAGAAAAUAAGAUUGGGAAUCGAGGGUUAUCCCACUUACAAGGAGAAGGUGCGUAAACGUCCUGGCGGCAGAGCGGAGGUGAUCUACAAUUACGUCCAACGUCCGUUCAUCCACAUGUCCUGGGAGAAAGAGGAGGCGAAGAGCAGGCACGUCGAUUUCCAGUGCGUAAAAUCGAAGAGCGUAACGAAUUUGGCCGAGGCCACCGCCGAUCCGGCUCUCGAAUUGGAUUCCAGAGGUAAUCCCAUUAACAAUACCAUAUCAGACCCAAUACAGAUACUGCCAUUGGAGAUGCCCCCGAUGGGUGACCACGAGGAGGGCGCCGUCUGGGGGGGCAUCAUCGACUUGGACAACGUCCCCCCAGAUGAGAACCAACUGAACGGUUAAAAUCGAAACUAUUUUAUAUAAACCUAUAUAUAUAUAUAUAUUAUAGGGGGAAAAGGGGGUGGAAUUUCAUUUAUAUAUAUAUAUAUUUAUAUGUAUGUAUAUAUAUAUACUUUCUUAAAGGGAAAUUUAGCUUGUGCACAACAGAAGAACAAAUCAAACGAAACAAAAAAAUAAUAUUGCCGCCAAAAACGUAUUUAUGCCUUAAACUUUACCGAGCGAUGUUGUGUAGCACUUAGUUUUUUUUUAUAUACAUUCCUGUAUGUUUCUUCAUUUAAUUAUUAUUUUCAUGUUACAUUUGCGCACACAUUGAUUUCUUACUUUCGUGAACCCUUGAGACUGAAAUAAGUUUAGUCUAUGUAUUAUUAUUUUUAUUAUUUUUUGUUUCAUUUGCUCACUUUUAAUGCAGUUGAAAGGUAUCAAAGAAUUAUAUAAGUUAAAGGAAUGAAUUGAUGGUGAUGAUGA
This is a messenger RNA of Nicrophorus vespilloides, 2189 nucleotides long. RefSeq names its product BTB/POZ domain-containing protein 10 (gene mri). Gene Ontology annotation, molecular function: protein binding. Gene Ontology annotation, biological process: positive regulation of phosphorylation. The transcript has 5 exons. Lineage: Eukaryota; Metazoa; Arthropoda; Insecta; Coleoptera; Silphidae. The coding region runs from base 399 to 1727 and encodes 442 amino acids. The record is from RefSeq and is a predicted model, not a curated record. Gene Ontology annotation, cellular component: cytoplasm.